Molecule: messenger RNA, 1471 nt
Organism: Podarcis raffonei (Aeolian wall lizard)
Lineage: Eukaryota; Metazoa; Chordata; Lepidosauria; Squamata; Lacertidae
Gene: NUDT14
Product: nudix hydrolase 14
Exons: 5
Coding region: 153-701 (182 amino acids)
Biological process (GO): ribose phosphate metabolic process; nucleoside phosphate metabolic process
Molecular function (GO): metal ion binding; UDP-sugar diphosphatase activity
Source: RefSeq, a predicted model, not a curated record
AUAUUCCAGUCAGAACACCUCCGGCAUACAAAUAUAUAUGAGAGAGGCAGCUCACCCUCUCUGCUCUCUCUCUCCCUCCUCCUCGCUCCCCUCUCCGGCUGCAUCUCCGAGGCGAAGGCGCUGCUUCCUCCUCCUUCUCCUCCUCGCCCCCCAUGGAAUCCAUCGAGGACUUAGCGGUGGGGCCCUGCGACCACUCCCAGUACUUGAGGCCUUUUCGCCUCCGCUACCGCCAGAAUGGCAUUUCAAAGAAAUGGGAUUUCAUGAGGACACAUGACAGCGUGGCCAUCCUGAUCUUUAAUACUUCUCGGCGGUGCUUUGUUGUGGUGAAGCAGUUCCGUCCAGCUGUCUACAUGUGUGAGAUGGAACGGCUCUGCCCUCAAGUCUUUGAACGUGAAAACCAGGAGAGCUGGUGCCCUCUGCCAGGUCACUUGCCUGCUUCAACGGGAGUGACCUAUGAGCUCUGUGCUGGCAUUGUAGACAAGCCAGAGCUCUCUUUGGAAGAGACAGCUUGCAUGGAAGUCUUGGAAGAGUGUGGGUAUGAGAUCCCUACAGCCAGCCUGAAGAAAAUUACUUCAUGCAGCCCAAAGCCUCUCCAGUCUUACUUCCUGUCCGAGUGGAUUGGAAGAAUGCAGUGCUGGAACAACAAAUCAUGCAGAGACACACCAUGCAGCCUCCUUAGAGAAAGUACACUGAGCGCUUAGGAGAGUUGCAUUUUCAAUUCAUUUGUUCCACACAGCCCACCGGGGUGCCCCAGCAGAUCAUUUAGGAAUUACUGGAGUGGAUCAUUUUCCAGCCCUUACAUGCUGAUUUAAAUCAAAAUUAUUAGAUGCAGUUUGGGAUACAUUUUGUAAUCCCAACUAUUUUAGAAGGAUUUUUUUUUUAAGGCACAUUGAAAUUCCACCAGAACGAAGAGGGGAAGCCAACUGUGUGUAUGCAGAAUGCGUCUAGUAUUUGGAAUUAAGGAAAUGUCAAGAAUUAAAUAAUCUAAAAUGAAAAUGUGCUCAGAGCCUUCUGCCUCCCCAGAUUGCAGCUUUGUGGGGGGGAAAGCAUCUGUUCCCCUGCUUGGAGAUGCAUGUCGAAAUGUAUGGAGAGUUGGGACUUUAAAAGAAAGGAAAACUUUAUUUGCUUUUCCUCUUGACAACUCUAUUGAAGUGGACACUGACAUGCUUUAAGAAAGAAGAAGAAGAAGAAGAGGGGCGGGGGACUGGGAAUUAAAUUCAGAUCCACAGCUGUCAAUCCUGGCAAAUGUCAUUUCCUGCUGGAUUAAGGAGCUUUUGCUAGGGGGAGGAGAAGAGGAACAGAGGAGCUGUCUCUUACAACUCCUCGGAGCCAGAUUAUGCGAUUGGUUUCCCAGAUGAAAAGGUGCUUUCUUUGGUGUGAAAGACAGGCUGCAAUCCUAGGCCUGCUUACUUAGGAAUAAUCCUCACUGGACUCAAGGGGGCUUACUUCUGAGUAAACAGGCUGGGCAUUG